AUGCAAAUUUAAUAACACUAUUCUUAGUUGAUAGAUGAACUGAAAAUGCACGAUUAGAAGUGUUUAUUCCAGAAAUUGGAAGGAACACUGGCUGAAAAAUUAUGCGUCAAAGAAUUGCUGAAAGAGUAAGUCAUAAUCUACGUCUAAAAAACAAAGGAAUUCCUCCUUAAAGACAUGGUUAUAUCCUUCAAUGCUCUGAUUAUUGAUAAUCAAUACAUAGAAUUGAGCAAAUGCCAAUUCGAGGAGAGAGUGAGCAAACCUAAAAAUAAUGAAGGAGUCAAUGUCAUUAUUAUUAAGAAUACUGCUGGUAAAGAAUAUCUAAUUACUUCCAAUUCUCAACAGUCUCUCAGAAUAAAGAUUUAUCUUAAAAAGUUUUGUGUUAAUAAAAAUUAUAGUGGGAAAUAUCGUCUUUUAGAACAGAAAAACUGUCUACCUCUUUCCCAAUCAUAUAAAAAAAAUAAUCAACAUUUCACUACUCUAAAAUUUGAAAAGAAAUAACUGGAAGAAAAUCAAGAACUUCAAAUGUUCCACAAUUAAUUAACUAUUAUGCAUGCUUUUUAAUCGAUUCCUAAUGUCGUUAGGGUUUGUGAAGAUGCAUAAAGAUAUUACAUACUUGGAGAAAGCAUGAAGUUAUAAUCUUUGGAAUCACUCUUAUUAAAUGGUUUUGAAUUUAAAGAAGUGCCAAUUGUAUCUAUUAUUUUCAUGACCCUACAAACCAUUCAGAAAUAUCAAGCCAAAACCAUAUACCAUGGGAACAUUAAUCUUCAGAAUAUCUUUAUUAAUGUGAACAGUCCAACUCUGCAAAUUGCCUUACUCUUCCCUAAAUAUAAGGAACAUAAUGUCAAAAAUAUAGAAAAAGAUAUUUUUAAUGUAGGAAAACUACUUUACUAAAUCACAUUUUAUACAUCAAGAGGGGAAAUUUCUUAAGACAUUAACUUAAAUUUGAUAUAAUCCUUAAUGGAUCAAUGGUCCUUACCCAAUUCUUAAAGAACUCAAUAUAGAUUUCUAUAUAGAGUCAGUCAACUUAAUUUGUUGAGUCAAUUGCUUUCUCCAGGAAUAACUGUAGAAAUAGCUUUGAUUCAUCAAUGGUUCGUGAACAUUAAGUAAAAUCUUAAAAUUGAACCUAAACAACACAUGUCCAAGGCCUUCCUGUCAACCAUCGUGGAAGAAUAAGAAUUUCAUAUGACCUCCUCCUAAAUUCUGGACCAUCGAGUUACAAUUACCCAACAGAGUUACCAAGAAUAUGAACCUGACGAAGAACUUUACCCUAUCAGAUGUUAAUUGGUUAACAUAACUCAAAUGAUACCUUCUAAAAAGAAGCAUGAUGCUGUUAAUCCAUCUUUGUUUAGAUCGAAGACGUUCACAAAUUCUACGAUGAAACGAGAUUCCUUGACUGGAAUUACAAAGUAGUCGUCCUUUAAAUGA
Paramecium tetraurelia is the source of this 1425-nucleotide messenger RNA. RefSeq lists its product as uncharacterized. The transcript is spliced from 3 exons. The record is from RefSeq and is a predicted model, not a curated record. Lineage: Eukaryota; Ciliophora; Oligohymenophorea; Peniculida; Parameciidae.